CAUCCCCUUAUCCGCUCCGAGCCAGUCGCGGGGUCGCGCUAAGGAUUUCGCCCAGCUCGCUCCCCUCCCCUUCCCCGCGCUGCCCACGGCAGCGCCCAACCCGUCCACCGCGGGCAGGAGGCGACACUAUGGCCUGCGCCGCCGCCGCCGCCGCCACGUACGCACACGCUCUCCCCUUGCCCCCUUCUCCUCUACCACAGCCACAGGCACAUCAGUUGGCGAAUCACAUGGCUCGCAUCGGAGCUGGGAGAGGACCCUGUCUGUGGAGGAGCGACAAGAGCUCGAGCAUUCUCGUCGGUUCCGCGCCCCUGCUUCCUUCGUCGCCGUCCGCAAACCGCCCCGCCCGGGGCACGAGGGCGCGCGCCUCGGAGCUGCAGCGGGCGCCCGGGACGGCCAUUGCCGCUGGUGUCGCGACGCACAAGGUCACCGUCCACGACCGGGAGCGCGGGGUCGUCCACGAGUUCGUCGUGCCAGAGGACCAGUACAUUCUGCACACCGCGGAGGCGCAGGACAUCAGGCUGCCUUUCGCGUGCCGCCAUGGUUGCUGUACUAGCUGCGCUGUUCGUAUAAAAUCAGGGCAAAUAAGACAACCUGAAGCACUUGGAAUAUCUGCUGAACUGAAAGAUAAGGGCUAUGCAUUGCUGUGUGUUGGUUUCCCGACUUGUGAUGUUGAAGUUGAAACGCAAGAUGAAGAUGAGGUAUAUUGGCUCCAGUUCGGGAGAUAUUUUGCACGAGGACCAGUUGAAAGAGAUGAUUAUGCACUAGAACUUGCAAUGGGAGAUGAGUGAGCUGUGCUCAAGAGGGGUACCGUCUUAGACGAUGUUUCUGCGGUUGGUAGCUUAUAGAGUCGCAAAGACUUGCAUCACAAGUGGUGGAAAGAAUUUUGUUUGCUGUGUUCACAGUUUCUCCAUGUUCUGCAACCUGUAUGGUAGCAGCCUGGCAUUUGCAAAUAUGCUUCUUGUAAAUGUAGCGAUGCCGUUUCUGAUUUUUCGUCUUAGUUGCCUCAAAUCCAUGUUCGUUAGUUGAACGACAAUUCGAACCGUGUGUAAAGUUGUAAACCGCCUGGCAUUCGAACUUGGGCGCAAACAAUGAUCACCGGGGCAAUGAGAUUAGGAAUGGCAUGGGGGACUGGAACUGGAAC
This is a messenger RNA of Phragmites australis (common reed), 1141 nucleotides long. Its product is annotated as ferredoxin C 2, chloroplastic. Gene Ontology annotation, biological process: electron transport chain. Gene Ontology annotation, molecular function: 2 iron, 2 sulfur cluster binding; electron transfer activity. Lineage: Eukaryota; Viridiplantae; Streptophyta; Magnoliopsida; Poales; Poaceae. The record is from RefSeq and is a predicted model, not a curated record. The transcript is spliced from 8 exons. The coding region runs from base 129 to 788 and encodes 219 amino acids.